AUGGAUAAACGAGAUGUUAUAUAUCAAGGAUUGGAUUGUAUUAAAGAUUCAAUGGAACAAGAAUACAUGACUCUAGGUAGUCAACUGCAAGCAGCUGUAAAAUGGGCAGCACAAGCUGAUUAUGCUUUAUAUACUGCCUAUUUUGGAGUUGCAACCAUUUUUGUUGCUUUUGUUAAGCACCUAUAUUAUAGAUUUAGAGAUUAUAGAUAUAAGAACAGACAAACAUCUAAUGUUGCUACUUCAAUUGUUGAUGUCUUGAUAUCUUAUUGUCGUUUUAUUGGAUAUAAACAAGUCCCAGCCAGAAUUCGUUUCUUCACAUCAUUACCUAAUUCAGUUGGUGGGUCCUUAUACGUUUCAUUUACGUCAUUAUAUUUAUUAUGUUAUUGUUUAGUGCCCCAUUUCUGGUAUCGUGAAUGUCGUGGAUUUGGAUCUCCUCCAUUGGCAGUUAGGGCAGGAUUAAUGGCUACGGCAUUAACCCCGUUUAUUUAUGUUUUGGCCGGGAAAUCAAAUGCAAUUACGUUGUUGACUGGUAUGAGUUAUGAAAAAUUAAAUGUUUAUCAUCAAUUUGUUGGUGUUGCAGCGUUUGUGUUAUCAUUAAUUCAUACAAUUCCGUUCUUAUAUCAAGAUUUAAGAGAAGGGGGGAAUAGUCAUUUGUUUCUGAAUUUUCAAACUCAAUUUGAAUAUUAUUCCGGGAUUCCUCCAUUAAUAUUCCUUGGGUUAUUAUGUACAUUAUCAAAAUCAUGGGUAAGAAAACAUGUAUAUGAAUUCUUUUUACAUUCUCAUUGGAUGUUUGGUAUUGCUUAUUUUGGAACCUUGAUUUGGCAUAUUAAUAAAUCCUUAGGAGCUGAUAAUUACAUGUGGGGAGCAUUAGGAUUCUGGGCCACGCAAAUCUUAUAUCGUAUCUUAAUGAAGACUUGUUUUAAACCAACUUCAAUGUUUUUACGUUCUCGAGAUGCUGUACUUCGUAAACUUGGUGAAAAUGUCUAUGAAGUCACAAUUGCAAACACAAAGGGCUAUACUUGGACUCCGGGGCAACAUUGUUUUUUAAGAUUUGUGGGUGGUAGAAUCCUUGAUAAUCAUCCUUUUUCAAUUGCGUCCAUGAGCAGCAAUGAAUCAAAUUCAGAAAUGAAGUUCAUUAUUGUCCCUCGGAAGGGGUUAACUAGAGCCCAUUAUCUUGAAUUAGAUCAACAUAUCACAACCAAGAAGAAAGUAUUCAUUGAUGGUCCAUAUGGAGGUACAUUUAGAGAUGUUACUGGUUUCGAAAGAGUGGUGUUAAUUGGAUCUGGGAGUGGGGUGACUGCAAUCAUUCCAUUCUUAACCUAUUUGGCAAAUCAUAUUUCCAAGCUCAGCAAAGAUAGUAAACCUUUUGUCACCGAGUAUAUUAAUUUUGUUUGGAUUAUAAGAAAAGAAGAACAUAUCGAUUGGAUUAGAGAUGAAUUACUUCAAUGUCAAAAAUUGGCUGGUGACGCUAUCAAUAUUCAGAUUUAUGUUAGCGAAGAAGAUGCUGAGAAGGCCAAAGUUGUUGAUGAUAAUAAAACUGAAGAAAAGCUUUGUUGUGAAAUAGACUCCAGUGAUGAUCCAAAUAGUACUGUUGGUUCGAUACACGAAUUUUCCAUUACCUACAAGAAGCCUUCAAUUCCAGAAGUUAUUACAAGUUUAGGUCAUACUUUGUCAAGAAGGAAUAUUUUCAUUUCUUCUGGUAGUGAUUCUAUGAAAGAAGAAGUAAGUAAUUCGGUGUCGAAAUUACAAUCUUUGGUUUUCAACAAUGAUAUUCUCGCAUCUAAUGUUGAAGAAAUUUACUUGCAUACCGAAUCUUUCGGCUGGUAA
Molecule: messenger RNA, 1827 nt
Organism: Hemisphaericaspora subhashii
Lineage: Eukaryota; Fungi; Ascomycota; Pichiomycetes; Serinales; Debaryomycetaceae
Product: putative ferric-chelate reductase
Exons: 1
Coding region: 1-1827 (608 amino acids)
Biological process (GO): intracellular iron ion homeostasis; iron ion transport; copper ion import
Cellular component (GO): plasma membrane
Molecular function (GO): ferric-chelate reductase activity
Source: RefSeq, a predicted model, not a curated record